Messenger RNA from Solenopsis invicta (red fire ant), 2969 nucleotides. RefSeq names its product oxidoreductase OpS5. Gene Ontology annotation, biological process: iron ion transport. The record is from RefSeq and is a predicted model, not a curated record. Bases 26 to 2137 code for a protein of 703 amino acids. Gene Ontology annotation, molecular function: oxidoreductase activity; copper ion binding. The transcript has 10 exons. Gene Ontology annotation, cellular component: plasma membrane. Lineage: Eukaryota; Metazoa; Arthropoda; Insecta; Hymenoptera; Formicidae.
AUUGGUGAAUGAUGUAAAGCCGUUUAUGCGAGCAUUACAUAACAAAGGUAUCUCUGUGAAUAGAGAGAUAAGCAGCCUUUCUCCAUUGUGCCAUUUGUGCAAGCGUAACCUAGGCCUUGCUUUCACCUACUUCCGCAUCCUUCAAGUAAGAAGUCGGCUCGCGAUGCAUUCAGUCCCUGAGUCGGUCGUCGGCUUAGAUUCGCGUAGGAUCGCUCGAACUUAUGUAUAUGUACGUAUUCGGUCGACCCAGAUAUUCUGGGCCAUCAUGUCGUGCUUUCGUUAUUGCAUAGUUUUGAUGUUUGUUUCCUGUUCAAUUUUGGUUUCGGGUCUUUCUGUGGAGACUUUUGAUGACGGUUAUCAUGAAUGUAUGCGUUCUUGUUCCGACGAUCCAUCUUCGAAAAAAACGUGCUUCUAUAAUUUCAUUAUCACAGAAUCACAUGGUGUAACAAGCAGUUUCUACAACAAACUCGAGAGCAACGGCGAUGUUUCUCGUUGCACGAACGUUACCACGAGAAGAAGCUUUUUAACGAUUAAUGGAAAAAGUCCAGGCCCGGCUAUACAAGUUUGUCUCGGCGACACGAUAGAGGUCCUCGUUCAUAACAAAUUAGGAAGCGACGAGUUGACUCUGCACUGGCACGGAAUCCGACAAAAGGAUAAUUACAUGGAUGGGGUGCCUAUGAUAACGCAAUGUCCCAUCUUGCCCUUCGGUGGUUUUCGUUACAAAAUAAUCCCGGAGAGCGCGGGAACGUACUUCUACCACGCUCAUUCGGUCUCGCAGCAGGGCGACGGGGUGUACGGGUCGUUGACAGUUCGAGGACCACGGGACGAGGACCCUGGUCUGGAAAGGACGCUCGUCCUGUCGUCAAGGCCGUCGACUCCGCUGACGCGACACGCGAGCCUCCUCUCGCCACCUACGCCGGGCGAGCUUCUCGUGAACGGCCAGGCGCGAGAAGUGGUCGUGCGAGUAAGGCAUGGAUCUCGCUAUUUACUACGCCUCGUUAAUGCAAAUGUUCACGAUUGUCCCGUUUUACUGUCUGCCCAUGGACACUCACUUCAGAUACUUGCUGCUGAUGGCAACCUUGUACAAUCGAUGAUGGGCACGCAUGUCGUUUUAUUCCCAGGAGAAAGACUCGACGGCAUUCUAACGGCUGAUCAAGCAAUCGGCAAGUACGUUCUCGAUAUUCAAGGUCUUCAGGAAUGUCGCAAUUUGCAUCAAGAGGCAUAUAUUUUUUAUGAAGAUGCCGGACACGAUUCGGAUAGUAAGGACAUAAUAAGGAUCGUCGAUGCUGACAACUUUGACGCACAAUCAUUUAAAAUCGCCGAAAGUGGUCAUGAUUGUCAUAAAAUAUCGAAAAACGUCAUUUGUUCUUUGGAUCUGAAGAGCAGAAAAUUAUUGCAACUGAAAGAGAAAGCAGAUGAAACGAUCUACGUGCCCUUCGACGCAAAUGCUUUUUCAUUUUUUACGGAUGAGAUGACGGACAAUUCUUACAACUUUUAUAAGUCAAAAUAUUAUCCAGCUUAUUUGAGCUUAAAACCAGGCACGAUAAGGAUACCGCAGAUUAAUGGCAUGUCUUUCAAAUAUCCGCCAUCUCCGAUAUUAUCACAACCAGAAAAUACCUUGGAGAAGAUGAUUUGCUCCCUCGAUAAACGCUCUAGCGAAUGCGCCGACACACCGUUAUUUUGCGAAUGUUUGCAAUUGCUCCAAGUUCCACCGAGAAAAAUAAUCGAAAUAAUAUUAAUAAAUAAAGGCUUUGGAGGUAAUGCGUCUUACACGUUUCAUUUACACGGUUACAAUGCCAGUAUUAUUGGUCGAGAUAGUUUCAAGCAGCCUUUUACCAAAGAUGAAUUCAUGUCCUUAGACCUUAAUGGAAAGAUACAUCGAAAUCUUAAGAAUCCGGUGCAAAAAGAUACAUUUGUCGUACCAAAUAAAGGAUAUAUCAUUCUUCGUUUCUACACCGACAAUUUAGGAUAUUGGCUGUGGGAAGCGAGAAGUACCGCUGUAUAUUCUCCACUACUCGGGCCUGGAAUGCAAUUCCUAAUGAGAGUAGGUCUCCAGCGAAACUUGCCGCUUGUACCGAUCGACUUCCCUAACUGCGGCAAUAACAAAGGCAUGGAUUUGAUAUUUGAGAACGCUUAAAUAUUUUUAACUCUUCUGUAUAUGCAAUACAGAAUAUAUGACAUAAUAUAGUUUGAAUAUUGACGAAUAUUGUUGAGUAAUAUUAAUCGUUAUUAUUUUUAUAGAAUGUUUUAUUUUAUCAUUCUUGUUUCGCACAGAAAAAUUUAUAUUUAUAUCGAGUUACUAUCGAUUUUUAUUACUUGACACGCGUACGUGUCGGGCAUGUUUUAUUGGGUAUAAUAAUUAUAGUUUCACUUGUUUUGCUCAACGCAUAUGACAAUAUACUCGUAGAUAGCUAAUAUAGAAAAAGAUUUUAUAAUAAAGUUUUCAAAACUUUAAAUCUUUUUCUAUGCCACCUCAUUGUAUACUCUGAAAAAUUGUAAAUUCUUUAAAAUCAAUUGUAUUGAAUAUUUUCAAUAAUCUUAUGCUGUGUUCCGAUAUAUACCGCCAGGACUAAAAAUCUAUAGUUCACCUUACGUUUACUAUAGAUUUUCAGUAUUGAUAAUAAAUUUCGAAACGCAACCUUAAUAUUAUACAUAUUGAUUAUUAUAUUUUAUAUUAAAAUAAAAUAUAAAAAGGCAGCUAGAAUUUAGCUACAUAUAGUUUAAAUGGCGACAUUCAACUGUGAAGUUGAAGAGUGAUUUAUAAAUUACUAGACGUAAAUGAUCAUUAAUAAAUACAUAAUAUUUGUAAUAAAUAGAUAAUUAUGAUAUAGUAUAUAAUUCACAUUUCAAUACUUAGUUCAAUCACGAUUAUCUAUCGCACACGAUUUUGUCUGUUACAUUUUUCCAAUGUAACUUAUUUUAUGUAUAACACUUUUUCAAUAUAAAUAUUGUCAAAAUUUUAAGUAAAA